AUGCGAAACGAACCGUACUUGCUACUUGGUAGCGAACAAUCGUCGGUUUCUGUUCUCUGUAAAAAUUAGCCAAACUCAGCUUCAGCUACUCAGUCAAUUUUAGUUUCAUUUACGAUUUUUUUACGGAUCGUUCGCGAUUGUCUUUCGACACAAUGAAUUCGAUACAAGUACAAACGAAACCGUACGAUGGCCAGAAGCCAGGCACCAGCGGUCUUCGCAAAGCUGUGAAAGUUUUUCAGCAACCAAACUAUACGGAAAAUUUUAUCCAGGCCAUACUCAGUGCCGUUCAGCCUUCGGCCGAGGGCAGCACUCUGGUAGUCGGUGGUGACGGACGGUAUUUCGGCACCGAAGCUGUUGACUUGAUAAUCAAAAUAGCCGCUGCUAAUGGGGUACGUGUAACAAUAAUUUUAAAUAAUUUGUAAACCCCCCCCCCUGUAUCGAAUACAAAAUACUAUUGAAGUUGUUAUUGGGAUAAUUUCACAUUUUUAAUGUACUUACCUACCUAUUCGAAAUUAUUAAGUCAUUAAGAAUUCAAAUUAUUUUCAAAUUGCAGUAGCAAUAACUAGUACAAGUUUGUUACGAAAAAAAAAAAUUGAUUACAUAAUACAUUAAUGAAGUCUGAAUUGAAGCGUUUGUAGAUAUUUUGGUCAAUAGAACUUAUUUUAACUUAUUUUUUAAAAUAAAUUAUUAUUAUAAUAUUGCAUGGCAUUUGAGCAGCCCAAUUGCAGUUAUUUAUAGUUAUAAUUAAUUUACAAUAAAAAGUAUAAUAUAUUUUUAUUAUUAUUAAAAUAAAUAUAUCAACACUUUUGAAUCUGUUUUUAAUUAUUGAGAAAUAUUCUAAUAUAAUAUAGUGUAUUAAUUAUUGUAAUACAUUAUUAAUAAUAUUUCUUAAUCUAUAUUUUUUAUCUACAGUGUAAGAAGUAAACUUAACCACCAUGUCAUGAUAAUAAAUAUAAAAUUUAGGUAUCCAGGUAUCAUUCAUUCACCUAAUGUUAUAAAUUUAUAAUUUCAAAUUCUAAUAUUAAUAUAUUAACAUAUGUUAUUUUUGUUUUGAGGGUUUUAUAAAAUUAUGUUGUGUAAUAAAAAUUGUUUUAUCUGAAUUUUAUUAAAAUGAUGCUUUUUGAUUGAAUCAAAACAAUUUGGCUAUGGUGGUAGAUACCUAACCUGACAAUCGUGUAUUCUUAUAAUUAGGUAAUAGUGUAAACUGUCCAUAUUUGCAAAUUUUAUUUCAAAGAUUUAAAUUAUUAAUUAAUUGUAAACUUUUUAAACUUAUUGUUUUGUAUUAUAAGUUAUUAAGUCAAUUUGGGUAAUUUUUUUCAAGUUUUGUACAUUAUGUCAAAAUAAUAAGGUGCCUAUAUUAUUUAAAUUUGGGUAGUAAUCAGUCAAAUAAUUAGUACACCCUAAUGGUAUUGGUGCCUAUAGCUCAGAUUAAGUAAAAGUUUAUAUUAUGAAAAUGCCUUGACCAUAAUUUGCAGUUUGGUAUUCUCUCAGAUUAUUUUAGAUUUUGACUAAAGAAAAAUCUAUUUUAAUAGGUACCUAUUUUUUUUUUUAAUAUAUAAUGAACUUCAAGUUUUGUAAUUAAAAUUAAAGAGGUUAAUGUUCUGAAAAAUAUUGCUGAAAACUGAAAUCUAUAGUACUGGACAACAAUUUAAAUUCUGAAGUCUAGAAUAUUUUUUCAUUGUAAUUUCAAUUAACAUAAAAAUUGUAAUGAUAAUAUCACUAUUCUAUGCCUAAAAUCAGGUAAAUGCACUCAACAUUUUUAUUUGUGAUUUCUCUUACAUUAUUAGUAUUUAUAUCUAUAUAUUUACUAGAGUAUAAAACAUUUUAAAUCUGUGUUAAAUUCUUUGGAUUAAAGUACUAAAAUAAAAUUGUUUAAUUUACAUAUGAUACACAUUGUUAUGGAAACCUAGAUAAAAAUAAUAUAACUUAAUUGUAAAGUAUUUAAUGCAUUAUUAAUAUAGGUUCUAAGUACAAAUUUAGUUUCACUUGUUAUUUUUUUGUUAAUUAUUCUUAUUUGUUUGAAGUAGUUUCCUAAUCUUUCACUAAUAGUCCUGUUAUUAUGGGUAUACUAGAUUACUAGCAAGCUUAAUAAUAUUAAUAUUAAUUGAUUAGUUGGAGAUAAUAAUUAAUAGAUAGUAAAAAUUUAAUGUACAUAAAUGUUUGUAUAAUGAUAAAUUACUAAACAAAUUAUUACCUUGUUCAAGUUGACUUUCAAAAGUUAUUGGUAUCAAAUGCAUAGGUAAAAGAGAGAAACGCAACAUAUAAAAAAAAAUAGCUUCCUAUUAUUUUUUGCUGUUAAUAAUUAUUAACGAGAUUAUAUUAUCUAUAGUUGUGUAAUAAAAAUAUGUACCUGUUUAUAUAUUGACUUACAAUAUUUUAAAGCAAGCUAUCACUAUAGAAUAAAUAUAUUAUAUAAUUUAUUUAUUUUGUACUAUUAUCAACUAUAAUGUUGAAUUAUAAGAGCAUUAUUUCAUGGUGUUAUUAUAAAGUUAAAAUAUAUUUUUAUUAAAAUAUUGAUCUUCGGUAAUUUCAAAAAUAUUAAUUAGAUAGUUUCAUGUUUUUAAUAAAAUAAUUUAAAUUUUCUGCAAAAAAUAAGUACCUAUAUUGUUUUAUGACUACAAUUUUCACUGGUUCACACAUAAUAUAUUGUAGGUAUAUAUAUAAUAAUAUAUAGAUGCACAUAUUAUGAAAUAUUAUCUAUUUAAAUUCACCAGAAAAUCCAUUUUAAUACAAACUAUGUUACAUUAGUACAAUAUGUACUAUUGUAUAUAUAAGAUUCUGAUUAAAAGCAGUAUAAAUUAUUAACGCAUAUUGGCAGUAGCCAAUUAUUGAAUAGAUAUUAAAAAUAUAGGCUAGUAAGUUUUUUUUUCAAAACUUAUAUUUAUAAAUAAAUAUUGUAACAAAUAUCAGAUAUCGGAUUAAAGUAAAAAAAACAAAUUUGUUAGUUCUAAAACCUUAAAUAUAAAUAUAUUACAAGGUAGUGAAAACAUUUUUAUUAUUAAUAGAACUGUAUACAUCUGUGAAUUAGUUAUAAUUUGCUUGAAUAACUUAGUUCCAUAAUAUUUUAGAUUAUGAGUGUAGCGAAAAAUUUAUGAUAUUAAUGAUAUUAAUUUUUUUUUACUGUGAUAAAAAUUUUUACCCGAAAUCUUGCUUUGAUAUGUAAGUGUGCCAUCUUCUCUGAAAGGAAAUGUUGUCUAGAUAGGUAUUACUUUUGUGAGGUCAAUGAUUUUCCAAGGUUUUCACAAUAUCUGGGAAAACCCGGGAUAAAACUCAAGAAAAACAAGUAAUUUUACGAAAAUAAUGCUUUUAUUAUUUUCAAUCUUGGUUUUUGUUGUAAUUCAGUUAAAAAUAUUUGUUGAUACUUGAAAUUUUGACAGAAAACUUUUAUUACCUUUAGGUAGUACUACCUACCUUUGGUAGGUACUGUGUGGAUGAAAUUGUUAGCCAAUACAGAAAUUAUUUAAAAUUUAACAGGUUUAUUAAAAUAACUAUUUUGUAGUAAAAAAAAAUUAUUUGAUAUUUAUAUAGUCAAUUUUUUUAUAAAGGAAUUUUAAUAUUAAAUUUUGAAGAAAAUUGUUGUUAAAAAUGAUGUGAAACAAAUCUAGUUACUGGUCCUUGCAAAUUUUUCAAGUUUUUGUAUUGAACAUUUGUAUAUUACUGAUUUAAGAAUGAUGGUGAAGUUAGGACUGACUUAGUUUCAAAAUUAUAGCUUUUUGAAGUUCUGAUAUUAUGCAGAUAUUAUAUGUGUUAUAUUAAGUAAUGAUAAUUAUAUUUUAUGUCUAUUGUAAUCUAGUGGUAGUAUGCACCUAUUGUUAUCCCAGAAAUCGCAAGUUUUAAACCCGAGUCUUGAAAAAACAAAUGCAUCAUAUUGACUGUGCACUUAGACACCCAAGCCGUCAUAAUAUGACUUAUAUAUUGUUGAAAAAGCAAUAUUAUUAUCAGAGCUCUGCUCAGAAUCAAUUUUUGUUAGCAAUGAUUAAUCUUUGCUUACAUUAAAUUUCCCUCUAUAUACCUUCCCAACUUCUCAUCUACAAUAGGAUCCACCCAUUGUGCAAAUGUCCAUUGUUUUUUUUUUUUACCUAGAAUAUUUACCGCAUAACAUAAUAAAUGUUAUAUAAGUUGCCCAUUUAUAAAAAGUACACUUUCAGGAUAGCAAUAUAAAUAAUAAAUACCUUCCCUACUUUUACAUUAUUUAUAUUAACUAAAUUAGCAUAAUUUAUUUUAUACUUUUUUAAUUAAAAAUUUGAUUUGGUUUAUUUACAGGUGAAAAAGUUAAUUGUUGGACAUAAAGGAAUUUUAUCAACACCAGCCGUGUCUUGUAUAAUUAGAAAAUAUAAAGCGACUGGAGGCAUAGUACUAACAGCUAGUCAUAACCCUGGUGGACCUGACAGGGAUUUCGGUAUUAAGUAUAAUACGUCUAAUGGAGGUAAGUUUUUAUUUUGCUUUGUGUAACUAAUUGUUUUAAUGAAUAUUAUAAAUACUGUUCUGCACUUUGUAGACAUUUAUGGUUUCAUUUUUUUUUUUCUAUAGUAAUGAUUUAUUAUAAUGUACAGAUAUAAAUUAAAUUACUUGAUAGUAUACUUGAUAACUUUCAACCUAUAAUAGUGGCAUACCCAUGGUGUAAAGUAUUUCUGUAUUUUUAUAUUUUACUUCUAACCAGUAAUAUUAUAACCCCUUUAGGCUGGUACCAUAAAUCUUGCCCACCACAACUUACAAAAAAUGAAAGUGAUUAUCUAUUAACGUAAUUCCUAUUAGUAUAGUUCAAAUUGUUAUAAUUUCUACAACUUUUUAUCACGUAUUAAAUAAUAAAGGUGUGUUAUAAUAUGUUUAAUUGAUAUUAAAAAUAUAUUAUAUGCUAAUAACUACGGUCAUAUUAUUUUACUGCAAAGCUGAUUUUGCUGUAAAUAAAUGUAUGCUGAUAUUUUAUGUAUUAUCAGCUAUACAUUUGUAAUAUAAAAUAUAUAAAACAAUACAGUAUUAUUUCUUACAGGUCCUGCUCCUGAAUCCGUUACAAAUGCCAUCUAUGAGCUAACCAAAAAUAUUACUUCUUAUAACAUUGUACCAAAUUUGAAAUGUUUCAUAGAUUAUUGUGGCUUACAAAUUUUCAAAGUAUAAUUUGUUUACAAUAUUUAUUUUUACAUAAACCUGAUUAAAAUAUUAUUUGAAUUUAUUAACUAUAGAUUGAUGGCAAGGAAUUUGUAGUAGAAGUCAUCGACUCUGUUGUAGAUUACCUACAAUUAAUGAAAAGCAUUUUUGAUUUUGACGCCAUUCGCAAAUUAAUCAAGGGAUCUGAAAACAGGGCUCCUUUUAACAUUCUUAUUGAUUCAAUGAAUGGAGGUAAAAAUAAAAUAUAUUAUUUGAAUUUUUCAGUAUAUUAUCAUAUUUUUGUUAUAAAAAUUAUUUUCUUCAAUUUGUUAUUGUAGUUCUAAUUGCAUAUUAAUUGUUAUCCUAAAAUUUUAAUUUAAGGCCUGUUAUAAUUUAUAAAUAUUCAUAUUUUUAGUGACGGGUCCAUAUGUAAAAAAGAUUUUUGUUGAUGAAUUAAACGCACCUUCACUAAAUGCUAUUAAUAUAAUACCUUUGACUGACUUCGGUGGACUUCAUCCAGACCCUAAUCUCACUUAUGCUUCUGACCUUGUAAAAGCAUUACAAAUUGGAGAGUAUGAUCUAGGAGCUGCUUUUGAUGGCGAUGGUGUAAGUUUUUAAAUUUUUAAUAUAUUUAUCAAAAAAAUAAUAGUAUUUAAUUUAAAAAUUUAUCUAAAUAUUAAUGCCUAUGUAAAAUGUUUAUAAAAAAAUUUACCUAACUGAAUAUUGAAUUGAAGUUUGAAAGUCAAUCAAAGUAGUUAUUAAGUUUUCAAAUAGUUUAAACCGUUAUGAUGUUAUAUCUAAAUCAUUCAUUAAAAAUAUAAAAUAUGUGUAGACUUAUGUACCACUUAAGUCUUAUAUAUAAAUCCAAUUUUAUAUAUUAAAUUUAAAAUUAUUAAUAUACAAUUUUAUUUUAGGACCGUAAUAUGAUUCUUGGUAAAAAAGCAUUUUUCAUCAAUCCAAGUGAUUCGUUAGCUGUAUUAGCUAAUAAUCUAGAAUGUAUUCCUUACUUCAAGGUUAACGGUGUCAAAGGCUUUGCAAGAAGUAUGCCAACAGGUGCUGCUGUUGAUAGGUAAUUUUUUUUUAAAAUAUGUCAUUUGACUUUCCUUGAUUUUAAUAAAAAAAAACUAUUCAGAGUGGCUGCAAAAUGUGGAAAAGAAUUUUUCGAAGUGCCUACCGGUUGGAAAUUCUUUGGUAAUUUAAUGGAUGCUGGACGUUUAUCACUGUGUGGUGAAGAAAGUUUUGGGUAAUUAUUAUUGUCAAACCUAAUAUAUGUUUACGUAUUUAUUAACUAAAUUUGUUUUGAUGGUUUUUUAGAACUGGUUCUGAUCAUAUUCGUGAAAAAGAUGGUAUUUGGGCUGUUUUAGCCUGGCUGUCAGUUUUAGCCAAUACUGGAGAAUCUGUAGAAACAUUACUUACCAAUCAUUGGAAAACUUUUGGACGUAAUUUCUUCACCAGAUAUGAUUAUGAAAAUUGUGAAUCUGAACCGAGUAAUCAAAUGAUGUUAGAUUUAGAAAAAAAAGUCACAAGUUCCUCUAUUGUGGGCCAAAAGUUUGUAUUUGGUUCUAAAAGUUAUGUGUUUAAAGAAGCUGAUAAUUUCAAAUAUUGUGAUCCAAUUGAUAAGAGUGUCACCACAAAACAGGUAAUCUAACGACAAAUUUUUCAAAUUUUUUUAAACAUUUCAUACCAGACUAAAUUAAUUUUCAAAAAACAAAAGUUCAUAAUAAACGAAAUUUGUCAAAGGGCCCAGUAACAAAAAUAUAGUUACUGGUUUAAUUUUCCAUUAUAUUCUUAAUAUUGUGCAAAUGAUUACAAUUAGUUACUACUUUCAUUUCACCAUCGAUUACUCGUGAAAGAUUUGUUUACGUUAGCUGAUUUCUUCAUCUAUCUAUUGUUAAUUUUGUGUUCAUAUUAUUUUAUUAAUAAUUCAAAUUACACAUUGAAUAAAUUGUGUUUUCAUAAAAUAUAAUUAUUAAUUAUUGCAUAUUGCUAUAGUUUUAUAAUAUACGUAAAUUAAAUUCAUAUUUUUCUUCAACAACAUUUGGAGUAUUUUAACAAUUUCAAAAAAAAAAAAAAAAAUACCUUCUAGUUUGAUUUUGUAUUAAUUAAUAUUUUUUUUUAAUAAAAUUGUACAGAAAAAAAAAAUUCAAUAUUUAAAAUGUAAUUUAUUCAAUUAUUUAAGUUAAUUUUUUUACAGGGUAUACGAGUAUUGUUUGAAGAUGGAUCUCGAUUUGUGUUUCGUUUAAGCGGUACUGGUAGCAGUGGUGCUACUAUCCGUUUAUACGCAGAAUCAUAUGAACCUCCAACUUCAAAUAUUUUAGAAGACGCUCAAGUAGCUCUAAAACCUCUAGUUCAAGUAUGUUAAAUUAAAUAACAUUUGAAUGUUUGUAUUUAAAAGAAAUACCAUAAUUUUAUUGUAUUCCAAUUUCAGAUAGCUCUUGAAAUGUCAAAAUUGGUGCAAUUCACUGGGCGUACAGCUCCAACUGUGGUCACAUGAGGAUCCAUGUUUUUCUUAUGUUAAUUAAGAAAAAAAAGUAUAGUUGUUUUUUUUCACAUUUUGUUAAAGUUUCUGUGAUUUUUAAAUUUAGUUUAUUAAAAUUAUAUUAUACCUAGUAUAUAUUAUAUAUAUUUUAAAAAAGAAAAUUACCAACAUUUUCAUUUAAACUUAUUGAAUACUAAAUACUUUAUAAGAUUUUAAAUUAUUAUAUAAAAUUCAUUCUAAGAAAUGAAUGCUAACAAGUAUAAAUAAGUGGUUUGGUGCAAGAAGGGCCAAUGUCUGUAUUACAAUAAUUAUGGAUUUUAAAUUUGAUUUUGGGAAGUAAAUAAAUGUUUUCAAUUUAUAUUUUUAGCCCUUCUAGUAACAAACCACAGAAAUAUAUAAUUGUUUGUUUAUAAAAAUAUAAAAGUAUAAUUUAUUAUAUAGUAAAUAUUUAUGUACUUAAUUUAAAUAAUUUUCAUCAAAAUUUAAUUCUAUUACUGUAUAUCAUUAUGAUUCAAUUAAAAAAAAAAAAAAAAAGAUAAGUUCUUGGUUUUCUUUUUUAAAUCUUUUUACUAUAUUAUAUUUAUGUCAUUUUAAAAUUUUUAUGAUUUAAAAUAUAUUUUAUUGUUAGCCAAACAACCAAAAUAAUUAUAAUAAAAUUCUGUAAAUUGUGAUGAAUUACAUUUAUUGUAGUUGACAGAUUUAUAUAAAAUAUUUAUAUUUUUUUUCAUUAUAAAAGAUGAUGUAUAAUAGGGACAAAACAUGCAAUUAAAGUAAUAGUUAAUUUAUAUUUAACAGUAUAUAUUGUCAACAAUUUAUUUUUGUUGUUUUUUUUUUAUCCAUUUUGGCAUAAAAAAUUAAUUAUGUUUAAUUUUAAAUACAUAUUUACAAUAUGUCUUAAGAAUCUAUUCGCUAAGUUCAUUAUUAAUUUUUAAGUAUAAAUUUACACUGAAACUUAAAAAAUUAGGUGGGGACCUUGAAAGUUUUUGUUGAUGUUGUUUUUGAUCUGUAAAGAGUAAUUUAAACUCUUUAACCAGUUGAUACUGCCAAUAGCUUGUGGAGUCUAAUUUGCCCGAUGGGAUUUAAAAUAUCGACUCGAUUAAUGUUAUAAUUAUUAAUAUUAUUCUAUUACAACCUUAAAUGGAAUCUAGAUGAAUAUUGUAAAUAGCAUUUUAAAUUAUGCGUGCUUUCCACACAAACCUAUAAGUAUGAAUAGUAUAAUAUUUUGUGUGUACUUGGAAAAAUUAUAUUAAUUUGUAGAAUUCUGUUGGUCUUUCACCACCAAGUAUCUAUAUACCAGUGUAAGACUUAUAGUAGAUGUGUGUUGCCAAUGACUUAUUAUUUUUCUCUUUGGGAAAGGUAACAUUUUUUACUGUCCCUUUUCCUUAACAUAAAAAUUAUUUAUAAAACUUUUUUUUUUUUUUUUUUCAAAACAAUUUAUAGAUAAUUCCUUAAAUACUUUCAAUCUUGUUAUUUACAAAACUACCUAGUCUUUAUCAAAUUUGAACCAAUAAAGUAAAUAUCACUUUAACAUGAAAUAGAAACAUACAUAAAAUCUAAUGGAAUUGAAUAUUCCUUUUCUUUUAUGAUAAAUAAGAAUAGCUGUAGUACUUGCAUAAACAAUACAUAUACAUUAUUUUUAUGAAGGUUUAAAAUGUAUUCCUAUGUUUUUAGUAAAUCCAUAUUAACUAAAUACACAUAAAUUCUUACCUUUGCUUUUUUUAUUUAAUUAGGUAAUUAUUAGUAUUUAUUAAUAAAUAUUUAAGUAAAAUUAUUUGUUUUGUUUAUUAAAUUUGUUAUUUAUAUUUUAUAUAAGUUUUAUUUAAAUGUAAUCUAUCUAAUUUAACUUAAUUAUUAUAGAAUUUUAUUAUACAAAUAUUGUAUUUAAAACCUAAGUUUUAUAUGUUAAAUUUUAAUAAUGUUUGAUCUAUUUGUGCUUAUUUGUAUUGUAAACAUUAUUAUAUAAUUUAAAAUUAUUAUUUUUGAAAACUAAUAAUCUGCCUAUAAAAUUUAUUUCGUUAUUGAACCAUUCUUACACAUUUUAAACAGUGCUGUAAUAAAGAUUUAAAGGUUGGUGAAAUGGGCGGUUGCCAAAGGUACAGCAAAGUAAAGGACGCAUUUGAAUGAAAUUAUUAUAAUUUAUAACUCAUUAACAAUAAUGACUCAAUAAUUUAAAAAAUAUAGCAGUAAUUUGAUCAACACGUAAGAAUGUAAUAUAAUAAUAUAUACAAAUUAUACCUAUAAAAUGAAAAAAAUAAGCAUCAAAAUGAAAUUUGCCAUGGGGCGCCACGGGGUAUAGUUACAGCACUGAUUGUAAAUGUGUUGUUAAAUCCCAACAUUAAUAUAUUUAAAUUAGUUUUUCAAGUGAAUUUAAUAAGUAUCUAAAUUGUACAACUAUUUAUGGUGUAUGUUGGAAUGCAAAUGUUUUACUUUUUCAAAUAAAUAAUCUCAAUAAGUAAUAUUGUCUACUAUAAAAUACAUUUAUUUCUAACUUUUGGACAUGGGGAAAAAACUGUGACUUCAAAAUUUCAAAAAUGUUACACCAGAAAGUAAAAAUAACACUGUAUUAUUGUAUUAGUAUUUAAAUAACAAUGUACAACAUAAAUAACACAAACUAUAGAAAUUAAAUAUUAUCAGCUGUAUUCAAUAUUAUGUAAUUGUAGUGUUAUGCAAAUUUGUAACAUUAAAAUUUUCCAAUUUCAU
This is a messenger RNA of Cinara cedri, 10264 nucleotides long. The record is from the annotation of a GenBank genome assembly. Lineage: Eukaryota; Metazoa; Arthropoda; Insecta; Hemiptera; Aphididae.